GGCAGCCAUGCAUAUAUUUCUCCCCGCGGGAAAAGGAAGUGGUCGGGUUUGUUGACAUCCAAUGUGGAAUGAGAGUGACGAGAGAUGUUCUUGCGUUAGCAAGUGUGCGAUAACGAUGUCGCCAGCUCUUUCUUUUAUACUUGACUUUAGCGUAACGUGUGUGUCAUCUAUGUAAUAGCGGGAUAUAAUUUAAUAGAAGAACAUUGCCUGUCCAUCAUGGCAGACCAACCUGUUCCACAGAGCGCCCUGAGGGAGUUCUGUCCCCUGUACUACCUGCUCAAUGCAAUACCUGCUAAGGUCCAGAAAGGCUUCCGCUCGGUACUGGUUUACCUGACUGCUCUGGACGCUAACAGUGAUUAUAUUGCAGUAGGAAGCAGUAUUGGGAUGCUCUAUCUGUACUGCAGGCGAGUCAGCCAAAUGAACAAAUACAACAUUGAGGGAAAAUCUGAGGCCAUCACAGCAGUAAAGCUGCUUAGUUGUUUUGAUGACUUAGUGGCAGUUGGCACUGCAUCUGGUCAAGUUGCUCUCUUUCAAUUGGUGUCUCAACUUCCCGGACGGAAUAAACAGCUAAGGAGAUUCGAUGUGGUUGGUUUUCACAAAAGCCCAGUCACUGCCUUGGCCUGGAGUGCCAAUGGAAUGAAGCUUUUCUCUGGCGAUGACAAAGGAAAAGUUGUGUACUCUGCUGUAGACUUGGAUCAGGGCGUGUGUAACCCAGUGCUGCUGUUUGAGGAGCCUUCAGCCAUAGUCCAACUGGAGUACAGUCAGAAGGUCCUGCUUAUCUCCUCUCAUCAGAGAUCCCUGCUCUUCUACACUCAGGAGCAGGCCUUACAGCAGCUGGGCACCAGGCCUAGGAAGAGCAAUGGGAAGUAUGGCGCAUGCUUUCAGCCAGGCCUGUGCAAGCAGAGCGAUCUGCUGGUCUACGCAGCGAGGCCGGGCCUUCGGCUGUGGAGGACGGACAUCCGGGGGCUGGUAGAGGACACGCUUGUCUUGAAGCCUCUGUUCAACCAGGAGGUGCCCCAGUUUGAGCUUUUCCCCAGGCUGGGUCCCACCGGGGGCUACCGACCCCAGGAGAGACAGCUUGGCAUGGUGAGCUGCUUCCUCAGAGAGGGCUGGGUCCUCAGCUGGAACGAAUACAGUGUCUACGUAUUGGACUGCCUCAACCAGGUGAUCAUUGGUGCGCUGGAGAGCUCCGGGGACAUAGUCUCUGUAUCAUGCACUGAAAAUGAAAUUUUUAUCUUGAAAGGAGAUCGGGACAUCGUUCGAAUCUCCAAUACUCCAGAAGGGCUGGCUUCGAACCUUUCUGAGUUAUCCCUCCGUUUAACUUCCCCCCUGACCACGCCCACCAUCCUGCUCCCGCCCACUGGCUCAGUUGAGACAGCACAGCCAAUCAGAACCAUGGCCAUCGUCAUAGAGCAGGGGGAGCGAGAGAGGCUGGUGAAUGAGGAGGUGUUGCCUGAGCAGGAGCAGCUGAGAGACAUCCUCCGGGUUCGAGAUGCAGUGGACACUGGAACCCAAGCUGAGAGGCCUUGGGUGGGGGAGCGACUGAGCCACCAGAGAGGGGGCAGUGUAGGGGGCACCAACGAGUCUCGUAGCCGUAGCAGCUCCAUCACAUCCUGGGAUAGCGCUCAGGGCAUGACGCUCUCCACCACGACGGAGCAGUCCGAGCUCUCUUCCAGCCGCUACAGUGCCAUCAACCAGGAGGACUUUCAGCAGGAACUGGUUGUCAAGGCCAUCAAAGUCAAGAAGAAGGCCAAGAGGAGGAGACAAGAAAGUGGAAACCGCAUCUGUGACCAGUACAACAGCUGGUCUGAGAGCAUGUCCAGUCAGGAUGGAGGCGGGUUUAGUGACGGGGGCGCCAGCACCCCUAUGAGUGAGCCCGCCUCCGACCACACCAGUCUCCAGUGCGGCAGUUCGGACCUGCAGAGCAGGAGCAGUGGUUCCCCGGACCGGGAGGGCUCCGUCGGCGGAGGCUCGCCGGAACUCACCGCCUCUGGAGCUCCUGCCCAAACUCCAGCCUCUGGUACUCAGCCUCCCUCCUGCCCAACGCUCCUGCCCAUCCAGGGCAUGGAGUAUCAGUCCUACCCAGAGAGCGGGAAAGGCCCCUCGGCCACUAACAAAGAGGGAGAAGCCCCCACCCCGGACGUGGACCUGCUCCUAGAGUGCACCUUUGCCUACAUGCAGACGUCAGAGACCCAGGAUCGCAUGGAGCAGGAGGACGAUGACUUCCUGAGCCCCCUCAUCGAGCCGGAUGACUGUGAGGACCAGGACGGCCCCGACCACCAUCAGAACUACCUGCUGGAUUUGGAACCUCCUUACAGUCUGGAUCCGACUUACACCCCGAGGCCAGAGCAGUGCCAGAGCAGCGAUGAGGAGGACAUCUACACUCCCCAGGGAGUCCCGUACUCCGCCUCCAGCGUCAGCCUGGGAGACGACCUCAACGCCCUCAACCUCCAGUGCUCCAACGUGUCCAAGCUGGACCAAGACAAGACCUUGGCCGAGAGCUGGAUGGGAUACACCGGACCCGGCUGUGGCAUCCUGAGCCUGGUGGUGACCGACCGGUACAUCUGGUGCCUGGACUUCAAAGGAGGCCUGUACUGCAGUGCCCUCCCGGAUGGGGGCCUGAGCUGGCAGAAGUUCGAGGAGAAUGUGCAGCAGGUGGCUCUUUCUCCUUCAGGGUCCCUGCUCUGGAAGGUGGAACAGAAAACCAUGACAGCAUAUGCAUGUGGUAAAGUCACCAUUAAAGGGAAGAGGCAUUGGUACAAGGCCCUGGAGGACUGUGCCUUUGUAGCGCUAAGUGAAGACACGGCCUGGAUCAUCAGUACCAGCGGAGACCUUUACCUGCAGACAGGGUUGAACGUGGACCGGCCAUGUGCACGCGCUGUGAAGGUGGACUGCCCGUGUCCCAUGGCCCAGGUGGCGGCUCGGGCCGGGGUGGUGUGGGCCCUCAGCGAACACAGGGCCGUCUUCUAUAGGGAAGGACUCAGCAGCUACUGCUCUGAGGGGGAAAUGUGGAAAUACGACAAAAUCAGUGAGAGCCAGGGUCUGGAGCCCAUCUGUAUAGCCCUGGGGGAGAACAACACGGCCUGGGCUCUGGACACCAGCGGUAGUCUGUGGUUCAGGACUGGUGUCAGUGCCAAGAAACCCCAGGGAGAGGAUGACCAUUGGUGGCAGGUGAGCAUCACGGACUAUGUGGUGUUUGACCAGGGCAGUCUCUUCCAGACUCUCAUCCAGGCCACUCAGAACGUGGCCACGGCCACCAAGGCCCCGGUGGAGCGGGUGGCCGAGUGCCUCCGCGUGGCCUUCCUGUCCCAGCAGUCCCAGUGCCAGCCCAGCCUGGUGUCCUCCAAUGCCACUGGUGUCUGGAUUGCAUCCGGGAGGAACGACUUCCACGUGGCCAAGGGCAGCCUCAGCGGUACAUUCUGGCAGGGCGUGGUACCCAGAGGAACAGUCUCGGCCACCAAGUGGGCCUUCGUCUACUCCUCAGCUGUACUCAGUAAAGAAGGGAGCUUCUUGUGGUUGGGCCAGAGCAAGAAAGACCUAUUCUGUGUUUGGGACCAAGAUGGUCAGAUGCACCCAAACACGGUCCAGCUACCCCAGGAUAUCGAGAUGGUGCAGCUCUCUGCCUGUCGCGAUGCCCUUUGGGGUCUGGACCAGCAUGGCCGCGUCCACAUCCGCACCCUGUCCGCCAGCUGCCCCACUGGCAUGCACUGGAACCUGCUGGACCUCAGCCAGCUCGGUCAGGUACGGCUGAUUAGCAUAUCAUGUGGCAGUCAGAAUGUAUGGGCUUGUGAUGGCUAUGGAAUGGUAUAUUUCCGUGUGGGCACGCAACACCUCAACCCCAGCAUGAUGCUUCCUGCCUGGAUAUGCAUUGAACCACCGGAGCAGCCCGUGGGAGUGCAUUUGAUAAGGAUCCACACUAGUCCCAAUGACCGCAUGCUCUGGGCCAUUGACAACCGAGGGAACGUACAUGUCCGCACAGGAAUCACCGAUGAAAUGCCGGUCGGCACAGACUGGGAACACAUUCCAGGACUACAGGCUAGUCAGCUGGUGCUGAGUGUGAAGACAGUUUGGGUACGCUGCCCCAACGGCGAAGUGGCGAGGCGCUACGGUAUCACUGACAAGAACCCCGCCGGGGAUUACUGGAAGAAGAUACCUGGCCUCGUCAACUGGCUGACCGUGACACCAAUGGAUGAACUAUGGGCUGUGAGUGUGUCUGGAGGUUUGAGCCACCGGCUCACAAAGACGCUGGUGCACAACGCUGUCAAGUCCCAUGCCAACACAGGCUCACUGAGUGGAGAGGACCUGGAGGAAGAGUGGGAGGUGAUCUAAAGAAGACAGACAUUGCAUUUGAUUCCCUAUUUAGUGCACUACUUUUGACUAGGGACCAUCGGGCACAUAGAGCUCUGGUGAAAUGAAAUUCACUAUGUAGGGAGUAGGGUGCUAUAUCCCAUGUCUACCCAACUGAAACAGCUCUGUAAUGUUAUUUGCUUUCACUGCUGAAAUGGGCUGCAUUUAAUUUAUUAGUGGGCACUUUACAUACUGUGUGGUAUUUCUUUUUAAUGUUAACCUACUAUGUACAUAACCUGUAAGAUUAUAUGCCAACGGUUAGAGGGUAAGUCAGCACUGAAUGCACUGUGGCUGUGUGGACAAAUGAGAUGGGGUGGCGUGUUACCAAGUGACCUCCGGGUGUUACCCAAGCCCUUCUCAUGCUGUUUUAGAAUCCUUAACUGUCCUUGUUUACGUUUAACCCAACAAAACCAGUUCCCUUUGAAUUUGAAUGAACUACUUUUAGUUCUUUUAUUUGUUUUUACCUGGUGAGGUUGUUGCAAGGCGAUUUUGUUUUAUUUUUAUUUAGGUUCUCAGUGAGAAGGUAGCACUAGUUAAACUUGGCUACACUGGGUCUCUCGUUGUAUUCUUAGGAACGUUUCCCAUUGAUCUAUUUCCGUGAGUACUGUUUGUGCCACAGUACAAUUGAGCCUCCCAGUCAGACUUGUCCAGUGUAACCACUGUCAUUCAACAUAAUGCCACAAGCGUUAGAUACGGCCAUGUUGUGUUAAGUAUCUAGUGUGUACAAAGAGAACUACAAUGGUAGUAUGAAGGAGAUUUUUUUUAUUGUGUAUAAUACCACAUGUAACAUGACUCAGUACUUGAAUGGAAAAAUGUAUCACAUUAACAGUGCAAAGGUACAUUAAUCUCUGUGUAGGUGUUUACUGUGCAGAUUGAUUGAUGCUUCUUUUUAUACUGUGGAAAGCUCAUUGAAGAAGGGAAAUUUGCAGGAGUUUAAGCUAGGAGAUUUCUAAUGUGUAUUUUGUAUACUACAAAGGAAAAUGAACCAACUAAUAUCCAGUCUUAAUACAGCUACUGCAUAUAUAAGGGAAUCAUCAAGACUUUUAUGGCGGAACAGAUAUAAACAUAACAGCUAAAAAAGCUUUGGACAUCAGUCACUGACUAGUACAUCUCAAUUUGCUUUGUGAACAAGUUGAUUGUGUUUGUGAAAAGUUAUUACUGUGGCUUAAGUAGUACUGUAGUACAAUGCUAGGUAUGUAGCUAUCAGAUAAACCAUGGUUACACUGACAUUAAGCAUACUACUGUACAUUAUAUCAUAAUGUUGCUAUUGGAUACUGUACUUCCCAUCUUUGUUAAUUAGUCCUUAUAGGGGCUUGCAAGUGCUAAUUCCGAUUGAAGGUGAGCAUCCCAAAUGGCAGCCUAUUCCCUAUAAAUUGCACUACUUUUAACUGGAGCAUAGCCCUUGGUCAGAAAUAGUGUACGUUUGGGGAAUAGGGUAGAAUUUUAGAGGUUUCCAAUUUGGGCGGGUUAUCGAAUGAUGGAUGGAUUGGAAAACACUGGACAGGAAAACCCGGUGAUCAGAUGGAAGUGGCCCCUAUGUAUAUUUUAUGGGAUGCACAGUACCACAAGUCCACUGAACCCUGUUGUAUGAAUCUAUGCCUCAUAAGUAAGAACUUCCUUAAUAAAGAUGUUUACAGCGA
Molecule: messenger RNA, 5987 nt
Organism: Esox lucius (northern pike)
Lineage: Eukaryota; Metazoa; Chordata; Actinopteri; Esociformes; Esocidae
Gene: tecpr2
Product: tectonin beta-propeller repeat containing 2
Exons: 20
Coding region: 217-4329 (1370 amino acids)
Molecular function (GO): protein binding
Source: RefSeq, a predicted model, not a curated record